AAGAUCCUCUAAAUCUGAGUGGAAGCGAACUUGAAAGUUCAUUAGGAAAUAUUCCGCCAUUUGAAAGAAAUGACGCAAGUUCAGGUGCAAAAAAAAAGAGACGAUUACGUGGAUACUUUACUGUCCAUUUAUCCUGAUAAAGAAGAUAAAUCAGGCGUUGAUAGUAAUGUAUCAUCUUCAUCACCGUCGUUUAAAAGGAACAAAACCUUUCAAAAGUCUAAAAAGCACACCUCAAGGAUGAAUCAAGAUGAUGUUAUUUCGAGCUCACCAAAUCCGUCACCCAAAAGACGCAAGACUUCAACAGAUUUAGGAGUCACCUCUGUUCACUCAAAACAAAAUAAAGCACUAAAUCCGAAAACAAAAAAGAAGACUUAUGCUUCUCCAAAGCCAAUAAAACACAACAAAAGGGCAGAAGCAGAAGAAACAUAAACAAGCCGUGCCCAACAUGUGGCCUCACAGCAUCUGAAAUUCCGACAUCAAAGUCAUUCUUCGAGUCCAUGAAGAGAAGUAUCGAAUACAGAAUUCGGGAAAAGGCUGAGAAGACUAGAGCAGUUAUUGCUGCCACUGGGAACUC
Belonocnema kinseyi is the source of this 574-nucleotide messenger RNA. RefSeq lists its product as uncharacterized. The record is from RefSeq and is a predicted model, not a curated record. Bases 70 to 429 code for a protein of 119 amino acids. The transcript has 6 exons. NCBI's taxonomy places the organism in Eukaryota, Metazoa, Arthropoda, Insecta, Hymenoptera, Cynipidae.